CCCCCCCCCCAAAAAAAAAAAGUUAUACAACAGAUCUCGGGAUUCUAGUUUCUCGCCAGGUAGACUACUUAGGGAUCGAGCUGUUGCUCCUCAAAUCUCUAUGUAAAGAAAAUGAUAUGUUAUGCUUUUCUAGUUAAUUCUUUCUAAUCUCCCAUUUAUAAACCCUUUCCCCGCUUCAUGAUUUGAAGUAGAACGUUUGAGUAAUUCAGAUCGUAAGCAAACACUCUUUUCUUUGUUUUCUGCUUUUUACAUCAACCCAUAUUAUUUUUAUAGGGUUUUUGUUAUCCAAAAGUAUAUUGAUCAAAUCUAAUUUUCUUCUUUUUGUUAUUGUUUGCAUCUGACGGUUAUAAUAUGGUUGAACUCUUGUUUCUUCUAUCCUUUUUGGUGGAACUACAAAGUAAUUGCUUUCAGAUAAAUCUUGAGAACGAACUAAUGAAAAAUGGAGUGAGUUUUAUUUCAUUACUUUUUAAGAAACCAGUUUCAUGGUUGUCUUUUAUCGCCCCACCACUUCUUCACAUCGUAGGGCUUGAUUUCUCGCAAAUCAUCCUAACCUCAGCUGCUGUGUUCUUCUCCUCUUUUUUCUUCUCCUCUUUCUUAUUCCCUCUCACAAUCCAAAAACCAAACCCUAUGAUAGACUCCAAGGUUCAAGCUGAGGAUCUUGGUCAACAAGACACUUUAGGAAACAUCGAAAUAUCUAGGAGCACUGAUGAUAUUGUCAGAAAUAAAGAUGAAGAAGAGGGAACAAUUCCUGAUGAGGAAAGCCUUAUAGAACUCUCCUUACCAAGCGGUCACUACGUUGGUCAGCAAUUCAGUACUAUCACUGGACAUCAAGAUUUCGGGCAUAUCCAACUAUUAGCCGAGUCUGAAGAUGAUAAUCUGAUCGAAAUCGAUAUUUCAAUCGGAUCCAUCGGAUUUUCCAGGUUUCAGUUCAAAGCCUGAUACAUGUUCAUAUUUUCUACAGCUACGAAGGGAAUAAACGAUUGGAUGUAAAGUAAUUAUUCCGCUAUUUUUGCACGUCACAAGUUUUCUGUGUGUUUUUAAUAAACUAUGUAGUUGUAAUUUUUUAAACAAAAAAAAAAAAAAAAAUGUAGUUGUAAUUUAUACAUCUUUUUUUCUCCAGUCUUGUGGGGGUUUUGCUAUUGUUCUAGAUUCUAAUACCAUGUGCAAGUUUAUAAAUAGUUUAAAU
Brassica napus (rape) is the source of this 1186-nucleotide messenger RNA. RefSeq lists its product as uncharacterized. The transcript has a single exon. Lineage: Eukaryota; Viridiplantae; Streptophyta; Magnoliopsida; Brassicales; Brassicaceae. Bases 352 to 939 code for a protein of 195 amino acids. The record is from RefSeq and is a predicted model, not a curated record.